AUGGCCCCGACGUCCCCGUCGCUGGAAAAGCACGGGAUCCAACGAGCAGCCCCUCCGACCACCAGAGGGUAUAGGUCAGAGGGCCUGUGCGGCGGCCCGGGCAGCGCGCGCGGACCGCGAGGGGAGGCGGCCACAAGCGCGGCGCGGGCUCGCUCCGUUCCCCCCGGCGCCCGCGGCUCGGACGGCGCUGACCACGGAGGCUCCCGUCCCCGCACGCAGCGCCUGGGGCCGCCGAGCUGGGUCGCAGGCACCCUCGACCCGGGGGAGAGCGAGGGUGACCGGGACAGGACGGUAGCCCCGGGCCGGCCGGGCCGCCCUGCGGGGACACCAGCGCGCGCCGGGGGCCCCCCGACCUCACGCGGCCCAGGGGCCGGGACGCGGCAGCGGAGUGGGGAGGGGGCGGCAGCGGAGUGGGGAGGGGGCCGCCGCCGCGCGCCGCGGGGAGCAAGGCCGGGGCCCCAGGGCGGCAGGUGCCGGCACGGCCCGCACAGGCAGCCCUCCCGCCGCCGGCGACCCCCGCCCCGCAGCCCCCCACCUCGCACUUACGCAGCCGGCGGCCCGGGCCCGGAGCGGGAGCCAACGGCCUGGCGGGCGGCGGGGCGGAGCAGCCUCUGCGACCGCUCCCCCUACUCAGAGCGGGCGCUUCCGACCCGCGGCCGCGCCGGCACCCUCCUGCGCAUGCUCGGGGCGGUCCGGGCCGGCAAUCCCUCGGAUUCCCGCGGCUCUGCGGGCGCGGGCGCGGGGGGCGGCCGUCCCCGCGCCCCGCCGGCCCCUGCGCCCCGGAGACCAACCCCCGCGGGCACUAGCGUGGAGAACUGCCCGCGGCUGGACGAGGGCCGCUUCUGCACACCGGAACGGGGAUCACCGCUGCAGGAGGCCAGCAGGGCUCCACGCAAUCAGGGAGCAGAAAACAUUCUGAGGCCCAAGUUCCACUUCGAUGACGUCACGCGCUACUCAUACAGCUUUGGGACAGGGUGUCCGCGCGCCCAGGCCGACCGGGAGGGACUCACUCACCCACCUGAGCGCGUCUCUCCCGUCCAGUCCACUGCCCUGGCGGAGCCACUCCGCCUCGAGCCCGCGAAGAACGGCCUCGGCCCGCGCUGGGCAGCGGCGGCGUCCCGGAAGGCCGAAGUCGCGGGAGCCGACGCGGGGCAGAGCCGGGGCCCCGCACCCGGGCCACCCCGAAGCUGCUUCCAGGCCUCACAGGCCCCGCGAGGACCCGGGAGCAUCCGCGACCGACGAGGCUCCCGGCGCGGGCCCUGCGGAGGGCGACCGCGGCCCCCGGGGCAGGAGCUCUCGGGCGAGGUCCCUGCGGGGGGCGGGGCGGCGGGGUGGCCGUCGCCUCCCGGCGCACGGGGGCAGGGGAGAGGCGGGGAGGUGGCGCCGGAAGCGGGGAGGCAGCGCGGGGGCCAGCCGGGUCCCGGACCGCCGCGCCGCGCCCCCGCGCGGACUCGCGCGCCCCCGGGAAGCCGAGCGGAUCGACCCGCUCUGCGAGUGAGCGACGGAACGGGCCGCAGAGCCCGCCGCGGUGGACAGCGGCUCCCCGCGGGGCUCCCAACCGACCCCUCAACGCCUCCGUUCGCGCACCGCGCCCCCCGCCACGCCCCCAGCGCGCCCGUCCGCGCUCCCACGGGCUGCGCGGAAAUCCCGGAGCAGUGGAUUCCGCGAGCCCGCGCCGGCGGGAGUGCGCAUGCUCCGGAUCCGGCCGCCGCGGGGCGUUCUACUGCCGCGGUCCGGGGGACGGCUGUGACAGCCUCUGGUGGGCGACGGGAGCCAGGCCCGCCCGCGCCCCCACAGCUCCUCCCGCAGGACCACAGUCGGGUCGGCUGCUCCCGGCCCCCUGCAACAACCCCGCUCCCCGAGGAGAGCGGCUCCCGCUCGGAAGCCCCUGCGGGCUGGAGGGCCCGCGACGAGCGGCCGGAAGUGACGAGCGCGCGCGAGCCCCGCGGUUCCGGUCCCGUCGCCCUGGAAACCGAGCCCCGCCUACCGUCGCGAGCGCGUCGGCCGCUGCCGGGUCCCCGCGCGGGUCGGCGCGCCGCGGGCGGGAGGGGACCCGAGGCCUUCCGUGGGGGCGCGCGGUUCUGCCGCCCGGAGUACGCGGGCCCCUGCGCGCGGGGGGAGCCUCGGACAGCCGCCGCCGGGAGCCGCGGCCCUGCCCCGGGUCUGAGCUCUCCGUGCGCUCCCCCGGCGCAGGGCCCCGCGCGCUCCUGCCGGAACACCGGCUCCUCGUCCGCGGAGAGCCGGUCCGCUGGGGGCACUGCCGUCGCGGAGAACCCGCACGGGCCGUGGAAGGACUCCCGGCGUCCUUCCCCGAUCUGUGUCUUCUCCGGAGGGACGGAGAGGUGCGUGGUAUACCCCACUCGUGUGCCGGCGCAUAAGUAUACCCCAGUCGUGUGCCGGCGCAUAAGUAUACCCCAGUCGUGUGCCGGCGCAUAA
Molecule: messenger RNA, 2436 nt
Organism: Mustela erminea (ermine)
Lineage: Eukaryota; Metazoa; Chordata; Mammalia; Carnivora; Mustelidae
Product: collagen alpha-1(I) chain-like
Exons: 7
Coding region: 1-2436 (811 amino acids)
Source: RefSeq, a predicted model, not a curated record